Messenger RNA from Acaulospora colombiana, 140 nucleotides. The record is from the annotation of a GenBank genome assembly. Lineage: Eukaryota; Fungi; Glomeromycota; Glomeromycetes; Diversisporales; Acaulosporaceae.
UGAACGCCGACAUUCUUGACGUUUCCGACGGGUACUAUAGCGCUAUUAGAGACAUGGACAAGAACGAGAAACGUGAUGGACUUACAAAACCAGAUCCAAGGACUGGAGCCCAUCACCGCUUCCCAAUUAGCUCUAUUUGA